UUGCCUCGAAGAAGCACCUUGCUGUUGUCUCGAAAUGUCGAAUUUGUUCUCAAAUGAACAAGGCGAAGCUCGACGGCAGGUCCUACAUGACUGAUUGUGUAGUCAUUCUCCAAUGUAGAAGUGCGGGCUGGAAGAUAUGCUGACAGUGUCGUCGCAUCGUUGACAUUGCAUUCCUCGCCUGCAGUACAGCGCGAGCAGCAGCUGAUUUCAGGAGCUGCACUUUGAUCUACGCUGAGAAGUUUCUCAGCAAAUCGACAGUCUCUCUAUCACCAGGUACAUGAGAGUCUACUUCUAGCUACAAAUCGCUGCUAUCACGAUGACCAGUCCGCCAACGAAUCCCGAUUUUCCGUUCAGAGAGGAAUUCGCGGUGGCUAAGCUGAAACCAGCCCUGGCAAACGCCGCCUGGCUUGUUACUUCACCCUUUGUUCCUAACGCGGUGUUAGUCGGAAUACACUUUAUCCUUGCCGCCUUCGGCGUGGUCAUCAUGAUACUGUCUGGAAUCAAUGAGGGAGGCCCGAAAUGGUUUGUCUUCCUCACCAACUGGGGCUACACGCAUAUUGUUCUCAGCUUCAUCGGAUUCACAGCCCUGGGAAUCCGGCAGCUACGGCUGCGCAAGAGCCUGAUCAGUCAGAAACAGAGCGCGGUAGAGGUGGACAUGGCUCUGGCCGAAUGGCACUGGUACCAUAGCAUGUUGCAGGUCAUCUAUACCAAUGCCCUGGACCUGAGCAUAAUGAUCACGAUCCUCUACUGGACGCUGCUGAAGCCGAAGGGCACGUUCCUGGACAUCUGCGUGCAUGCCCUGAACGCCGUCAUGACUCUCCUGCAGCUGUUCCUGUGCAACGUCAAGCUGAACCUGCUGCACUUUGUAUACCCGAUGACCUGUGCGGCGGUCUAUCUCAUCUUCUCGGCUGUCUACACCGUCCUGGGGGGUAGGAACACCGAAGGAGAGCCGUUCAUCUACAGCACUCUGGACUGGAACAAUAAGCCGACCAGCGCAGCCCUCCUUUCCGCAGGUGCCUGCUUCUUGGGCGUGCCCGCCAUGCACGGCUUGGCGUACGGCAUCAUGAGGGCACGGGUAGCAAUCGCACGCCGUAGCUACGGCCCUGCUACGGCCAGUCCUGAGUCACACGCAAUGGACAAUGUCGUCUGACAUGCUAGGGCGUACACGGUACCGCCGACGCUGUGCUCUGUGGUCAUGUGACCAUGCUAGGCCGUCCAGCACCAAUGCAGGUCUGUGCUCACAUACACUGGGCAGUCACGUCUGCAAGUUGCGCAAUGUCUCGCAACAUUGCACGACCACAAAUAUCAAUAUCUCCGUAUUUGGAAAACUGUUUAAUUUGGUAGCUGGUGAUUCUACUAGCUGUGGUGAUUGAGCCAGGCUACUGCCAGUGCACAUGAAGCAGCCAAAGUAGACAAGUCAUACACGACAUGUAUCCAUGCAGUAUACUUACAUUUGAUUUUUUAUCGCAGUAGGACGGAAGCGAUAUUGUGUUUCCAAAUUCAGAAGAUACAGAUGCUGUAAUCCAUGCUCUAGCCUACUUUUUUUACUGAAUUUUUUUAAAAUCUUUCCCUAGCAUUUUACUUAUUGUCUGUAAACUCAAACAUACAUGUAAGCACAUAACUUAGCACAUUAUAUCUGUGUAGACAUUACAUUUGGUAUUACUAUCAGUACUAUUAGUAGAGAUCAAGUAACCAUAGCGACGGGUUUAACUCUCGCUGCUCGGGUUUUGGAACGUAACAAUGUCUUUGCUGCGCACAGACUGAACAGUUACCAUGGUUACACACGCUGCUUUCUGACAUGUUGUACACCAGAUGGUGCUUUUUACUUCAGUGUGCAACGGCAUGUUCAAUUUUUAAAAUUUUUUAAAUAUAUUAUUAA
Molecule: messenger RNA, 1879 nt
Organism: Sycon ciliatum
Lineage: Eukaryota; Metazoa; Porifera; Calcarea; Leucosolenida; Sycettidae
Product: protein rolling stone-like
Exons: 3
Coding region: 317-1150 (277 amino acids)
Cellular component (GO): membrane
Source: RefSeq, a predicted model, not a curated record